Molecule: messenger RNA, 432 nt
Organism: Rhododendron vialii
Lineage: Eukaryota; Viridiplantae; Streptophyta; Magnoliopsida; Ericales; Ericaceae
Product: alcohol dehydrogenase-like 7
Exons: 3
Coding region: 138-377 (79 amino acids)
Biological process (GO): formaldehyde catabolic process
Cellular component (GO): cytosol
Molecular function (GO): S-(hydroxymethyl)glutathione dehydrogenase [NAD(P)+] activity; zinc ion binding
Source: RefSeq, a predicted model, not a curated record
GUUUCUGAAAGACUUUUGUAGUUGUAGUAGUAGCCGAUAGUGCUACAGCCUUCAAGGGGUAUUUGGAUCAAAGCUCCCCACCUACUCUGAAAUUUAGAGAGAGAGGGAGGGCGAGCGAGCGAGCUACUAGUUCUGCAAUGGAGGGUAGAGAGUCAGCAAAGACAGCAGGGAAGCCCAUCCGAUGCAGAGCUGCAGUUGCUCGGAAAGCAGGGGAGCCGCUGGUGAUAGAGGAGGUGAUCGUGGCCCCACCCGAGGCUCACGAGGUUCGCAUUCGAGUUAUCUGCACCUCUCUCUGUCACAGCGACAUCACUUUCUGGAAACCCAAGGAUCCUCCUGGUUAUUUCCCAAGAAUUCUUGGCCACGAAGCCAUCGGGUAACUGUAAUACUCUCUGUAAUUCCUUAUUAUCGGAUGCUUGUGUAGGCUGUGUUUCU